AGACAAUGGUUUAGUCCGCGGCGCGCUCAGGAGAUUUGGCGCUCGAGUCUCUCCCGCCUAAGUCCGCCGCGCUAGCGGCUCCUGACCGCCCUUUUGCUGCUCCUAAUGUCGGCUUGCACCCCUUGAACCGGCAGCCAUGUGCGAGGAGGAGAACCAGGUCGCCGAGGAACUUUUCAAGGAGGUCAAAUUCUACGUGGUGGGGGACAUUGACCCGAAGGUGGUGCAGCUGUUGAAAGAGGGCAAGGGUAAAGAGGUGUCCUACAAUGCUCUGGCUACUCACAUCAUCGCCGAGGACGGAGACAACCCGGAAGUGGGAGAAUCUCGGGAGGUUUUCGACCUUCCCGUGGUCAAGCCAUCCUGGGUGAUACUGUCAGUGCGAUGUGGAGACCUGUUGCCAGUCACUGGCUUCUCUCCUGAAUCUGGACAGAUCUUCUUCGGUGUAACCGCCUGUCUUCCUCGGCUUCCGGAAGACCUCAAUGCAUUGUGGGCCUACAUGACCUUCUAUGGUGGCGAGUGUCAGCUCAACCUCAACAAGAAGGUCACACACCUGGUGGUCAAGGAGCCCAAGGGGGCCAAGUUUGAGUGUGCCAUGAAACACCACGGCAUCAAGAUAGUCACCCCGGACUGGAUCUUGGAUUCUGUCAGAGCCAAGAGCCGCAGUGAGGAGUCCCUGUACCACCCCCGACUCACCUACAUGGAGGACGAGGAGGACAGCGAGGCCGAGUCCUACGACCAGCGCUCGGAUGGAAGCUACAGCCCGCGGCGCUCCAGGAGGUCCAGCGGCGCCUCGUCCCAAGAGUCCAGCCCCCACAGGCGACCGGGCCCCAAAAAACUCAACUCCGUCUCCCCGUCGUCGCCGCGGAAACCCGAGAGUCGUAGCGAGCGCAUGUUCGACGACUCCGACGACGACCUGUCCACGGAGAAGGAGGGCACCAACCUCAACUGGACCCCGGCGGAGGUCGUGGCUCCCGCCCCCCCCUUUCCUGGCGGCACGGCCAGGAGGCGAGGCGGACCGCCCGGCGCCAAGGACCCCGUGUCCUCCGCAGGCGGGCUCAUCAACCUGUGUGCCGCGGUUCCUCCAGUACCUGGAAGUGUUGCCAUGCCGACAGAGGCCCGCACGGCGACCGCCAUCAGUCAGAACUCACAAGGAGGUGUGUCAGUUCCAGAGGGAAUCCCUGGUUGGAGUCCAGCAGCGGCCAGGACGCUACGGAACAUUACCAACAACUCUGACAUGCAGCCCAUCAUCCGACCUGCCAGCGUAGCACAUAUCAUCCAGAACCUGAACCAAGGAAAGCCAUUGGAGCACCAGACCAAUCAGAGCCAUUCCCAGACGCUCAACACUGCCAACACGCUGCUCUUCAAUCAGUCCAAAAUAGCCGGCCAGCAGCAGCAGCAGCAGCUCAUGCAACAGUCGACCCAGCAGCACCAUCAACAGUUACCGCAGCAACAGCAGCACCCCAUGAUGCAACUGCAGCAGCAGCAGCAGCAUCAGAUGAUGCAGUUGCACCACCAACAGUCGCAAGUUGCACAGCAGCAGCUGUUUCCACAGCAGCAGCAGCAGCAGCAUCAGUUCCUGCAGCAGCAACAGUUGCACCAACAGCAGAUGUUCUCGCAGCAACAACAGCAGCAGCAGCAUUCCUUCCCUCAGCAGCAGCAGCAGCUGCGCCCUCCGCAGCUUUUGCGGCCCGGUGUGCAGCAGCUGCAGCAGCAACAGGCCCUGCAGCAGCAGCUGCAACAGUUCCAGCAGCAGCAACGCAUGCAGAUAUUGCAGCAGCAGCAACAGCAACAACAAAACCAUCAGCAGUUGCACCAACAACAUCUGCAGCAGCAGCAGCAGCAGCAGCAGCAGCAGCACUUCCUGCAGCAGCAGCAGCACAUCCAGCAGAUGCAGCAGCAGCAGCAGCUGCAGAACCAGCACCAGCAGGCCAUGCAGCACCAGAACCAGCAGGCCCUGCAACAACAACAACAACAACAACAACAACAACAGAUUGUGCAGCAGCCUGCUCACGUCUCCUUGUUUGGACACGAGCAAGGAACAGAAAUACCACAGGACGGCUUCCUGCUGGGCUGCGUGUUCGCCAUCGCCGACUACCCCGAGCAGAUGGCGGACAAACAACUUCUGUCCACGUGGAAACGGGUGAUCCAGGCGUGUGGGGGUGCUGUUGACUCCUCCCUGACCAGCCGCUGCACACACCUGCUGUGUGAGAGUCAGGUCAGCAACAUGUAUGUGCAGGCCCUCCGAGAGGGCAAACGCUGCGUCACGGCACACUGGCUCAACACCGUGCUGAAGAGGAAGAGGAUGGUGCCUCCUCAUCGCACGCUACAUCUGCCCUUCGCCUUCCCUCCUGGGGCCAAACCUUGCUCUCAACAUAUCAUAUCGGUGACGGGCUUCGUGGACGCUGACCGUGACGACCUGAAGCUGAUGGCGUACUUGGCGGGGGCCAGGUAUACUGGAUACUUGUGUCGCAGCAACACUGUGCUCAUCUGCAAGGAACCCGGUGGACUGAAGUACGAGAAGGCCAAGGAGUGGAAGAUCCCCUGUGUCAACGCUCAGUGGCUCUGUGACGUCCUGCUGGGCAACUUUGAAGCUCUCAGGCAGAUCCUGCACAGUCGCUACUCCAUCUACACGCACCCUGAACCACUGGUGCCCAACCUGCAGCUGGUCCAGAACCUGCUGGGUCCUUGGAGAAUACCGAUCAAAGUGUCUCCAGAAGCGUUGGCGAGCAUGCAGCAGCUGCAGAAACAGAAGCUGCUGGACUCCAGCAGCCAACCUGCCAGCAAAAAGCCCCGGCUGGAGGAGAUCCAGUCCCCCGGCAAGAAGCUCCCGCCCGAGUCCACUCCGCGGGUCAUGUUGACGGGGUUCGAGCCCACACAAGUGCAGCAGUACACUAAGAGGCUGCAUGCUUUAGGUGGGGAAGUGUCGGACAGCAGCCAGAAGGCGACUCACCUGCUGGCCAGUAAAGUCAAGCGCACAGUCAAGUUCCUCAGCGCCAUGUCUGUGGUCCAGCACGUGGUCACCCCCGACUGGCUGGAGGAGAGCUGGAGGAGCCAAAAGUUUGUGGACGAGCAGAGCUACAUCCUGAGGGACGCCGAGGCCGAGGUCCUCUUUGGCUUCAGUCUGGAAGAGUCCCUGAAGAAAGCUCACACUGCAGCACUUUUUAAGGGCAAGUACUUCUACCUGACACCAGGCAUGUGUCCCAGCCUGAGCACCAUGAAGUCCAUCGUAGAAAGUGCCGGAGGGAAGCUGCUGGCCAAACAACCCUCCUACAAAAAGAUGAUGGAACACAAACACAACAAGAACCUUCCAGAAAUAAUCUUGAUCUCCUGCGACAACGAUCUCCAUCUGUGCAGAGAAUAUUUCCUCAAAAACAUCGACGUCCACAACGCCGAGUUCAUCCUGACGGGAGUUCUCACCCAGAAACUGGACUACGAGUCAUAUAAAUUCACUUGAAAGGAAGAUUGAAGAGGACGACCUUGAAGAAAUGUAAUAAUAAUAAUAAUAAUAAUAUAAGUGAAGUAACUUUCAUGUCUGACUACUGUUUUUACUGUGCAUAGACUUUUAUAUCUUUUCUCAUAAUGAUGUUAUUUUUGUCAAAUGAUGCAAUAUUUUAUUCUUCUUCUCUCGCUGCUUUUUGCAAUAAAUAUUUGUCAACAUUC
Messenger RNA from Entelurus aequoreus (snake pipefish), 3657 nucleotides. RefSeq names its product PAX interacting (with transcription-activation domain) protein 1 (gene paxip1). The coding region runs from base 137 to 3451 and encodes 1104 amino acids. Lineage: Eukaryota; Metazoa; Chordata; Actinopteri; Syngnathiformes; Syngnathidae. The transcript has 23 exons. Gene Ontology annotation, cellular component: nucleus. Gene Ontology annotation, biological process: positive regulation of transcription initiation by RNA polymerase II. The record is from RefSeq and is a predicted model, not a curated record.